CCUCGCCAUCCCUCCCCCCCUCUCCUCCUUCUGGCCACGACACCCACACUCUUUCUUGACCCACUCCAUCUUCGUUUCUCGUCCUCGCCACCCUUCGCCUCCCCUCCAUCCACCAUGGACAUCUUCUCGCGGGCCAUUGCCGCCACACCCAUUCUACGCGACUUGCCCGUCGCUGCCCAGGUCCCAAUCAUCGUCAUUGCCUUCGUGGUCGCGUCGGUCGUCCUCAAUGUAGCCUCUCAGCUCUUCUUGCCCAAGUCUCGAAGUGCCCCACCGGUCGUCUUCCACUACUUUCCCAUCAUUGGGUCAGCAAUCACCUACGGUAUGGACCCCUACACGUUCUUCUUCGAUUGCAAGGAGAAGUAUGGCGACGUGUUCACCUUUGUCCUUUUGGGCAGAAAGAUCACCGUAGCUCUCGGACCCAAAGGAUCCAACCUCAUCUUCAAUGGCAAGCUUUCCGAGGUUUGCGCAGAGGACGUGUACAACCCCGUCAUCACACCCGUCUUCGGAAAGGAUGCCGUGUACGACGUGCCUAAUGCCGUCUUCAUGGAGCAGAAGCGCUUUGUCAAAUCUGGCCUCACCAGUGACAAUUUGAGGGUGUACGUCGGACAGAUCGUUGACGAGACCGAGCAGUUCCUCAAGAAUGAUCCGAAGUUUGCGGGCUUCAAGAGCGGAAAAUCGGCGCCAGUAGACAUCUUCAAGGCGAUGUGUGAGCUCACCAUCCUCACUGCGUCUCGAACGCUACAGGGCGAGGAGGUCAGGCAGAACCUGGACAAGUCCUUCGCAGGCCUCUACCAUGACCUCGAUGGUGGAUUUACCCCUCUCAACUUCAUCAUGCCAGGCCUGCCCCUCCCUGCCAACUUCAAGAGAGACCGAGCUCAACGUAAGAUGGCCCAGUUCUACAGCGAGAUCGUAGCCAAGCGCAGAGCUGCCGGAAGCGCCGAGGGCGCUGAGCCAUCGCAGCAUCAUGACAUGAUUGCUACUCUGAUGGAGCAGAAGUACAAGAACGGAAGGCCAUUGACUGAUACAGAGAUCUCGACCAUCAUGAUCGCUUUGCUGAUGGCGGGUCAGCACACCUCAUCCGCUACAGGGUCUUGGGCACUUCUGCGCCUGGGAUCCAAGCCUGAGCUUAUUCAGGAGAUCUAUGACGAGCAAGUUCGAGUCUAUGGCGAGCCAGACGGCAGCUUGCGACCUCUUGACUACGAGACUAGCAAGAGCUCGCUCCCAGUCCUGGAUGCCGUGAUUCGAGAGACCCUGCGUAUGCAUCCUCCUCUCCACUCACUCAUGAGGAGAGUGCUGCAGGAUAUUCCCGUGCCCCCCACGCUAUCUGCCAAUACCCGAGGAACUGGUCUCAGGCAGAAGGAAGGCGAGACGCUUAUCAUCCCCAAGGGACACAACGUCUUGGCAGCUCCUGGUGUGAGCGCAAUUGACCCUACCUACUGGCCAGAUGCCGACCAAUUUUUGCCCUCGAGGUGGCUGGAGGGAGGUAUCCUGAAGUCAGAAGAGAAGAAUGGAGGCGCCAAGAGCGAGGCUACCAAAGGGGCUGCUACCAGUAACGAAACGGUAGACUACGGAUGGGGCGCAGUCUCCACCGGCGCCAACUCGCCCUACCUGCCCUUUGGAGCAGGCAGGCACAGGUGUAUCGGAGAGCAAUUCGCUUAUCUUCAGUUGGGCACCAUCAUCGCUACCAUUGUCAGGAACUUUGACUGGAAGAUCGAUGGCGGCGAUGGCAAGAUUGGCAAGACGCCUGAGCCAGACUACACGUCUAUGGUGGUCCUCCCGAAGCUGCCCUGCGAUCUGCUGAUGACUAAGCGUGAGACUGCCUAGAUGAUCGGAGGUUUUCUUGUCCAUCUCUCGACGCCACGUCCUGUCAGCUGUCCCUGCCGACUUCGGGCGGUUGCUCAAAUCCCUUUACUUGCCCGGCACCUUUACCCGCACCACCUGACAUCCUGCCUGAGCACUCAUUCGGCCCCACUCUUUCGAUAGAUAGAUUUUAUAACGGUAAAUGCUUUUCUUUCCUCCUCUCUUGCCCGCGUGAUCUGCGAUC
Messenger RNA from Microstroma glucosiphilum, 2044 nucleotides. Its product is annotated as cytochrome P450. Lineage: Eukaryota; Fungi; Basidiomycota; Exobasidiomycetes; Microstromatales; Microstromataceae. The record is from RefSeq and is a predicted model, not a curated record. Gene Ontology annotation, molecular function: monooxygenase activity; heme binding; iron ion binding. Bases 115 to 1824 code for a protein of 569 amino acids. The transcript is spliced from 2 exons.